Scomber scombrus (Atlantic mackerel) is the source of this 1365-nucleotide messenger RNA. RefSeq names its product progranulin-like. The coding region runs from base 111 to 995 and encodes 294 amino acids. Gene Ontology annotation, cellular component: extracellular region. The transcript has 6 exons. Lineage: Eukaryota; Metazoa; Chordata; Actinopteri; Scombriformes; Scombridae. The record is from RefSeq and is a predicted model, not a curated record.
CUUUAGUGGGCGGGCCUAACCUUCCAUAUAAAGAGUGCUGGUGUGUGAUUCAGUGCAGAAGAGGUGUGAGUUAGAUGUCAGGAAGCUGUUGAAUCCCGUACAGGCAAAAGAUGUUGAGGAUCACUGUAUGGCUGUUGGUGGGAGUAUGUGGGUUUGUGUCUUGCAUCAAAUGUCCUGAUGGGAACACCUGCCCUGAUCGCACCACCUGCUGUAGGACUUCACAUGGAUAUAACUGCUGUCCGUAUCCCAAUGCUGUGUGCUGUGCCGACUUGAGUCACUGCUGCCCCUCAGAUUAUCGGUGUAACCUGGUUACCCAGAUGUGUGAGAAACUAAACCAGCCAUGGUUGACCAUACCCAUGGUGAAGAAAGAAGUUGCAGAGAAACCGAGCACCCCUGUUAUACCUGUCUCUCCCCUUCAGGAGCUCAAAAACAACCCAGAUCAAAAAAAGGCUUCAGUUGUCUACUGUGACAACUAUUACACCUGUCCUGAUGGCACAAGCUGCUGCAGACACCCAGCAGGGGCCUGGUUCUGUUGCCCCUACUCCCCUGCCAGGUGUUGUCUGGAUGGCUACCACUGUUGUCCGUAUGGGUACGACUGUGACCUUACUUACACGCACUGUGUGAGGCAAGGCCUGAGAUAUCCUUUCACGCCUAAAAAACCUCUAUCUUCAGUCCCUGCAUCUCUCAUUUCUACCUCAGAGGACCAAGACCGCCUGCAGGAGACACCUCUGACAGCUCUAACAGAGGCCAAUGACAGCGCCUUUGAGACUGGAGUCAUUCGCUGUGAUUCCAAAUCUUUCUGCUCAUCAGGAAAAACUUGCUGCAAGGGACCAACAGGCCAGUGGAACUGCUGUCCCUAUCCACUGGGCCAGUGUUGUACAGAUGGUCAGCACUGCUGUGAAUAUGGAUAUACCUGCGACCCCGGCUCCAUGACAUGCAGAGGAUUGUACUCUCUGAUCCCCUCAGGAACACAAGAAGGGGCCAAACCAUACUGAGGACAUGUUGUUCAUAUUCUUGCACUAUGACAGCUUUGUCAAAUGAACACAAACUGAUACAAUUUAUUUGAUUAUAUUCACAGACUUAUAAUACAGUGUAAUGAGUAAAUAAUCUGUUUACAACCUCAUAUGAUUGUUUCUCUUAUCUUUGGUAUAUUUCAUUUUUAGAUGAAUUGUACUAUAUCGUAAGGGAAGGAAUGUGAACAUUCAUUUUCAGACCUAAUCUAGCAUGAUUUAUUGCAGCUUUGUAUCCCCUGCACUGUUAUUGUACAUAUGAUGAAUAUGAUGAAUGUUUAAUCUGAGGAGGGGUUUUUUUGUUUGUUUUUUGUGGAAACAUCCAAAUCAUGAUUUUUUUAAAUAAAAGAUUUGA